CCUCCGCCGCACUCGCUGGAGGCGGCCUCGAGCGCUCGCUCGUUGAUGCCGUUUUGGGGGUGACCUGGCGCGGCGGCCGCGCCUCCGUGGUGGAGGCGUGUUAGUGGCCGCGGCUCUGCUGGACGUGGAGUGCGCUGCUGCCGGGUGAAGGGAGGCCAGCCGGCGAGACCCCGUGCGCAGUUCGGGUUUCGGGGCGCUGGAGGCCGCCACGGCCGCACGGAAGCGGGAGAUGUUGGAGCUGAGGCACCGGGGAGGCUGCCCCGGCCCCGGGGGAGCAUUGGCGCCGCCGCCCCGCGAGGGAGUGGCGGCUGGCGGCGACCACGAAACCGAGAGCACCAGUGACAAAGAAACAGAUAUUGAUGACAGAUAUGGAGAUUUGGAUUCCAGAACAGAUUCUGAUAUUCCAGAAAUCCCACCAUCCUCGGAUAGAACCCCUGAGAUCCUCAAGAAAGCUCUGUCUGGUUUAUCUUCAAGGUGGAAAAACUGGUGGAUUCGUGGAAUUCUUACUCUUACGAUGAUUUCGUUGUUUUUUCUGAUCAUCUAUAUGGGAUCUUUUAUGCUGAUGCUUCUUGUUCUAGGAAUCCAAGUGAAAUGCUUCCAUGAAAUUAUCACUAUAGGUUACAGAGUCUAUCGUUCUUAUGAUCUACCGUGGUUCAGAACACUAAGCUGGUACUUUCUACUAUGUGUAAACUACUUUUUCUAUGGAGAGACUGUAGCUGAUUACUUUGCUACAUUUGUUCAAAGAGAAGAGCAACUUCAGUUCCUCAUUCGCUACCACAGAUUUAUAUCGUUUGCCCUCUAUCUGGCGGGCUUCUGCAUGUUUGUGCUGAGCUUGGUGAAGAAACACUAUCGACUGCAGUUCUAUAUGUUCGCAUGGACUCAUGUCACUUUACUGAUAACAGUUACUCAGUCACAUCUUGUCAUCCAAAAUCUGUUUGAAGGCAUGAUAUGGUUCCUUGUCCCAAUAUCAAGUGUUAUCUGCAAUGACAUAACAGCUUACCUUUUUGGAUUCUUUUUCGGGAGGACCCCAUUAAUUAAGCUGUCGCCUAAAAAGACGUGGGAAGGAUUUAUUGGCGGUUUCUUUUCCACAGUCGUGUUUGGAUUCAUUGCUGCCUAUGUGUUAUCCAAGUACCAGUACUUUGUCUGCCCAGUGGAGUACCGCAGUGACGUCAACUCCUUCGUCACAGAGUGUGAACCUUCAGAACUUUUCCAGCUUCACAGUUACUCCCUCCCUCCCUUUCUGAGGGCAGUGCUGAGACGGGAAAGAGUGAGCUUGUAUCCAUUCCAGAUCCACAGCAUUGCUCUUUCAACAUUUGCAUCUCUGAUCGGCCCCUUCGGAGGCUUCUUUGCCAGCGGGUUCAAAAGAGCUUUCAAAAUCAAGGAUUUUGCAAACACCAUUCCUGGACACGGAGGGAUAAUGGACAGAUUUGAUUGUCAGUAUUUGAUGGCAACAUUUGUGCAUGUCUACAUCACAAGUUUUAUAAGGGGCCCGAAUCCCAGCAAAGUGCUACAGCAGUUGUUGGUGCUUCAACCAGAGCAGCAGUUAAAUAUAUAUAAAACCCUGAAGACUCAUCUCAUUGAGAAAGGGAUCCUGCAGCCCACCCUGAAGGUAUAACUGGACCCAGAGAGGGCAAGACUGAAUCGACAAUAAGGAAUUCUACAGAAAAGCACUGAUAAAUGAAAUUUUGUAAAUGUACAGAAAAAUGGUUGAAAAUGCACUAGAAUGAAGAUUUAUGGACACGAAUGUUCCUUCUCUGAAAUUACUGUGAAUAUUUAACGAACACUUGAUCUAAGUUAUUGAAUAAGUAGCAAAUCAUCAUCAAAAUAGCCUGUACUUUUUCCAAAGUGUAUUUUCUGAUGUUAACUUCCUUUCCCUUACUUGCCAUUUUCAUAAUUUAAAAAGACUGUUUUAAAGAAUCAAAUACUAUAAGAUGAGUAGGUUGAGGACAUCAUGAGAUUGCACCUGGCAGCGUGCCCUCUGCACAAAUAUUUACUUUUGCACUUGGAGCUGCUCUCAACUUUAGCAAAACGUUUUAUGUAAGGCACAAUAGGAAGUUAGUUCUCUCGAACUUCCUCCUCCUCUAGUUUUGAAGUAUUUUCUGAAGGGCUGAGUUGGAU
Messenger RNA from Molossus molossus (Pallas's mastiff bat), 2118 nucleotides. RefSeq names its product CDP-diacylglycerol synthase 1 (gene CDS1). The record is from RefSeq and is a predicted model, not a curated record. Bases 230 to 1615 code for a protein of 461 amino acids. NCBI's taxonomy places the organism in Eukaryota, Metazoa, Chordata, Mammalia, Chiroptera, Molossidae. The transcript is spliced from 13 exons. Gene Ontology annotation, cellular component: endoplasmic reticulum membrane. Gene Ontology annotation, molecular function: phosphatidate cytidylyltransferase activity.